AUCUUUAUUAUUCCUCUUGGUUGUCAUUUCCUUCCUCCCCUGGCAAUAUAUAUUACUCCUAUAUACCAAAAAGUCACAAAACCAUAUACUAGUAUUUUGGAUUCCUCAAAUUGUUGCGUAGAUAGACAGGUAUACCAAAUAUACGAAAUACAAAGCUUGGGAGAGAGAGUCGAGACAGAGAGAGGAGAGAGAUGGAGGGCUUGGUAAGGUCAGAGAGUACAUUCAGAAGAUCAGGCUCAUCAGGUCUUGUUUGGGAUGACAAGUUCUUAUCAGGUGAACUCAAGCCUGUUCAGACCAAAGAAGGAGGUGAUCAAGAUUCAGACACCAAAGACAACAAAGGCAAAGAAGAGCAACAAAGACAGGCUUAUAAAACCGUUGAAGUCACUCCAACUGUGGACCCCCCUUCCCCCAAAGUCUCUGCCGGCUGUGGCAUCUGUUUCGGCAAAUCUAAGCCCGCAAAAAAGACGGCCACCGCCGCCGCCGCCAAAAGAUCUAAACCCUCCGGCCACCGUAAGUCUUAGCUCCCAAACAUUAGCACAACUCCCCCUCUUGUUGUUUUCCUUAAAUCAUUGUCAGUGUUGAAGAAGUAAUUCCGGUUGGUCUGAACCAUAUAUAUUUUUCUAUAUGUAUAUGCAUGUGUGAUGGCUUGUCUUUGCAUCAAAUAUCUCAUUUCUUCAGAUUUAUCAUUUCCCCAUCUUAUACUUGUCACAAUUCAGAUUAUUAGCCCACAGACUUUUUGUUUAUUUUCGUCUUUUUUUCGGGUUUCGUACAUCAUAUAGUUAAUCUGGCGGAGAGGCUACAACGGUGUUAUGAUCUGGUUUGAUGUACUAGCAUAAGAUUUCUUGUAUAAAAUUCUCCGAAUCAAUGAAUUAAAUCUGGUUUGAAUUUUAA
This is a messenger RNA of Daucus carota subsp. sativus, 891 nucleotides long. RefSeq lists its product as uncharacterized. The transcript has a single exon. The coding region runs from base 192 to 521 and encodes 109 amino acids. The record is from RefSeq and is a predicted model, not a curated record. Lineage: Eukaryota; Viridiplantae; Streptophyta; Magnoliopsida; Apiales; Apiaceae.